This is a messenger RNA of Strongylus vulgaris, 582 nucleotides long. The record is from the annotation of a GenBank genome assembly. NCBI's taxonomy places the organism in Eukaryota, Metazoa, Nematoda, Chromadorea, Rhabditida, Strongylidae.
AUGACUAAACAGGAUGAGGAGCAACGGUUAGGUGUAUUACAUUUGGAAAAGACACAUCGCCAUAAAAGGAAUCCGAAGAAAUUCAAGAAGACCAAUUUCACGAGGAGCGCACUUACCGAUGAGGAUAAAAAAGCGCUGAACUAUACUGUGGCUGGAAUCGUCUACGGAACUUCCCCUUUGUUACCUGAAUGCUUUAUGCUAUCACACUUCAGAUAUGCACAAGUGGAGCCGUUGUAUCAAAUGUGGUGUGAGUAUUAUCGAAGCCUAUUAGGCGAUCAACAAAAGGCUCCAGACGAGCGAAUGCUGAAAGCAGACUAUCAUGGAGCAUUGGUGCUAGUCGCUGAAGCUCAUAAUCCCACUAUGGUAGGAAUUGUCGGAAUCAUUCUGCUUGAGACACGGCAAACUUUUCAGUUGAUAACGAAAGAGGAUAAAUAUGUUGUGAUCCCGAAGCAGGGUACAGCUUUACAAUUUAUCCUUGACGGACGAGUUUUCACACUUUUUGGCGACGCAAUGAGAUAUAAGCCGUCGUUACGCGGCAAGAAACAUCGAUUACGAGUCGCUUUACCUUUUUUUAUCAGAUGA